Messenger RNA from Volvox carteri f. nagariensis, 649 nucleotides. RefSeq lists its product as uncharacterized. The record is from RefSeq and is a predicted model, not a curated record. Lineage: Eukaryota; Viridiplantae; Chlorophyta; Chlorophyceae; Chlamydomonadales; Volvocaceae. The transcript has 3 exons. The coding region runs from base 95 to 649 and encodes 184 amino acids.
CAGACCAACCCGGUACUUAGCUUGAAGCCUUGUUUAGCCAGCUCUACACCGCCGCGCUUCGCCACUUGCGUUGGAUUUGACAGGGAAGGAAAGCAUGACGAAAUUUGCUUGGGCUUCGGCUGCCUUGCUAUUAGUCCUCGUGACGUCAAUGCCCCCAAGCUCGACUGCGCUCAAUGCCAUCGAGCUCGCGCCUGCUGCCCAGUCGAUCUACGGCACAGACAACAUCGGGGUAGCAAAGCCCUUCUUCGACCUCUCGGCGAAAUGGAUUUGGUACCAUACCAACGGUGCUGGCAGCGGCAGUAAUCGCACCUCUUCUGGACAGUCUAUUGCGCCCCUGUUCAUCAAGACCAUAACUGUCUCAACCGCGGGAGGCACACAGGCCCUGCUGCACAUUAUUCCAGAUGACGAUGCCAAUAUCUAUGUAAACGGUUUCUUCAUUCAAUCUGUAAACGCUGGCUGGACGUCUGGAACAUAUACCAACAGGCCUAUCACCAUCAACCUAGUCCAGGGCACCAACGUGCUUGCGAUAAGCAUCCGCAACUCUGGCGGCGGACCUGCAGCACUUCUUGCUUCACUUACAAGCAUGGACGGCAGAACUGUUCUGGCUCGCACAGACAAGUCCUGGGAGGUGAAUCUGCAGCUGGUAUAA